Sus scrofa (pig) is the source of this 2943-nucleotide messenger RNA. The record is from RefSeq and is a predicted model, not a curated record. Lineage: Eukaryota; Metazoa; Chordata; Mammalia; Artiodactyla; Suidae.
CCCUCCCUGGGACUCAGGAUCGGGGCGGGGCCACGGGCCCUGCGUUUGGGGGGGCAGCUGCAGGAGGGGGUGCGCGAGGAACAGCUGCUUGGGGAGGCCAGGCGUGAGGCGAGUUGUUGGGAGAGUGCGAAGGCGCGUGAAGGCCCAGCGCUGUGCCUGCGCGAGUUUGUCUCAGUUUGGAAGGUGUAUGGAUACAAGAGAGAAAUCUGGGCUGUAGGAGAGGGCUUUGGGCCUAAAUCAGGGCCUGGCAUGUGAAAGGGCCUCAGUAAACCUUUGCUGAGAGAAUGAUAAUAAUUCUUGAAGGUGGGACAAGGGAUCCCUGAGAAUGAUAUGGUUACUGCGGUGCAAGGGAGUGUUCUGAUUAAAAGGGUGAAGUUCAAGGGGGAAAUUGACUUGCAGGGCAUUGAAUUGAGGCUGAAUAUUGAAAGGGGAUUAUAAAGUAUGUGUAGGAAUUGGAUAAAUGCAGGAGGGAAGGAUGAUAAUUGUUGAGGAGGCUGCCAGGGAAACUGUAGGAAUGGGGUGCUGGUGGAAAGGGGUUAUAAGAACUGUUGCAGGGGCGUGGGAGUGCACCAGUAUGCCCAGUAGUGGGAAUUGCCCCUGGGAAGGUACUGGUGAGCAGAGGAGAAUAACAUUUGGAUCGAAAGAUACAUAAGAGGAGAGAGGUUCUGGAGAAGGAGGGAUGACUAGGAAGGGAAUAGUGAAGGGAGAAAGCCAGGGGAGAGUGGAAGGUGACAGCUGAGUCCUGGGGUGGGUGAAAUGGAAAACCCUUCAGGUGUGGCCUCCCAGAAGCAAGAAGGCUGGUCAGGAGAGGGCCCAUGUGGCCAUCCUGACCCUCCACUCCCACCCCUAGAUUCAUGGAACCCAAUGAAAUGCCUGUUGUCCACCACUGCCCUUCAGACUCUGCCCCAGGAAGUGAGACCAGAACCCCCCAGGGAAUGGAGCUUAUCCCCAAGAGAGCUGUCAGUCGCUCUCCAACCUGUGCCCGCUGCCGCAACCAUGGUGUCACUGCCCACCUGAAGGGCCACAAGCGCCUCUGCCUCUUUCAGGCUUGCGAGUGUCACAAAUGUGUCCUCAUCUUGGAGCGCCGAAGGGUCAUGGCUGCCCAGGUGGCCUUGCGUAGACAGCAGGAGGUACAACUAAAGAGACACUUGGCUCAGGGACUGAUGAGGAGAGGGGCAGCUCCUCCCAAAGCUCCCAGCUGUGUCAAGAAGGGAGUUGCUCAACCAGGCAUCCAUCCUGGAAAGGAGAACAUAGCACCCCAGCCUCAGACCCCCCAUAGGGCAGUCCCACUGGGACUGACACCCCCUGGCAAGGAGAACUCCUGGGGGCCUCUGCUGCUCAGCCGUCCCCCAGAAGCCUUGCCUUUGCCCUGGACUCCAAUGCCUCCGGGUCCUUGGAGCCCUGGACACUGGCUGUCUCCAGGCCUUUCCAUGCCAACCCCAGUGGUAUGCCGCUUAUUAUGCCAAGAACCUGCUGUCCCUCUGCAUCCUUUCCCAGGCUUUGACCCUGGCACUGCCCUCCGGCUGCCCACUCAUGGGCACCUCCCAACCUGCACAGGAUCUCGCCCAAUACUGACGGCUUCUCUUUCUGGAGAAUCCCAAGGGCCCUCUACCCUGCCCCAAACAUGCUCGACUCUGAUACUUCAACCCUGUGGCACCCCAGACCCUCUUCUGCCGCAGCCACAGGCCCCUGGAGCCUCUCGCCUGGCCUGGACCUCUGCCUCCUCAGAGCGGCAGCUGCAACAGGAGGCAGCCGAGGCUCUUGUGGGGCUGAAAGAUUCAUGUCAGACAUCUCGCCUGACUCCUUCUGGCCCCUCCAGUCCUGCCUGGAUCUCCCUGCUCCACCCUUGUGGCCCACCAGCUCCUGCUGGAGGAAGAGGAUUCCAGCCUGUUGGCCCCUCUCUCCGACCCAGUCCAGCCCCCUCCAUGGCUCUGCACAUUGGGCCUCUGGGGUCCAUCUCCCUCCUAAGCUAGAAGCCCAAAGGUGGAGGCCUUGCUGGUACAGGAGGUAACAGCCUGAAGGCAUUGCAUAUUUGGUAUUUUACAUAUGGAUUUAUGCAUGGAAUUGAAUGUAGUACAAGCUCCAGGCUUUUUUAAAGCUCUCUGGUGCUUUGUUAGCUUUUGGUUUCUUUUAUAGCAGGGGCAUUUCCUUGGCUAAAGGUGGAUAUUCUCUUACCCUCCUUGGUUCCUGGAACCUUUUAAAAUUCCCCAACAAAGAAAGAGUUGUGCUAUUUAGGCUAACCAGUAUCUAAACUGAUUUUUGCAUGAAUUCAUGUUCCAGGAUAUUUAUUUGACACAUGAUUCUGUACCUGUGCACUCAUGGCUGUCUCUAUGCAUGUGAAAACAGAAGUAUUUUCAUUUCCUGUCUAGGUUUGUGUGACUCAGCCUAGAAAUAAAGAAAUAAACAUAUUGUUUUACAUCACUUAGAUGUGAAGACUGUUUGUUACUGCAGCCUAACCUAUUCUAUCCUGACAGAAAGAACUUGUUCAAUUCAUUUCCCAAAGUGAAAAUCAGUUAUUAUUCAGUGACUACCACAAAUAUCUACAGACUUGGAUUUCUUAUUAUGUCCAGAUAAGAAAGAGUGGUAGAAGGGAGACAGUGGUUGAUUCACUAAUUCAAUAAUUGCCAGGUAUAGACAGAGAGGAGCACAGACUGAAAUACCUACAAGGCUAAGUGGAUCGUAUCAAUAAGUAAAGGAGGCCAGAGGAGCCCUAGAAAACUGAGAAAUGUAUACCCUACCUAUGGAGGCAGCUUCCCUUUUGGCCCUACCGCACUGUUGCCAGGCAGGAACGUGGGCUCAGUAUCGCCAUAUCUUCUGAUUUUUCAGUGGAAGCUGGAAGCCUAGAUUUCUUUGUAAAACGUCUUAAUUUUCAAAUGUUGGCUGUUUUCUUGUUCUUUUUUGUAAUCUCUAAUUCUUUUUUUUUUCUUUUUUUUUCUUUUUUUU